Arctia plantaginis is the source of this 1521-nucleotide messenger RNA. The record is from the annotation of a GenBank genome assembly. Lineage: Eukaryota; Metazoa; Arthropoda; Insecta; Lepidoptera; Erebidae.
AUGUGUCCUAUUUGGCCGAUGCACCUGAUCAUCAUAUACCUGCUGGCGUUAUGCCCCCUAUGGGUUGUCUGCCAGACGCUGCCAAAUUUGGUGGCAUUAUUUGAGCCUUCAGAGCUUACUAUUCAUAUGGAUGAAUAUGAAUUCGUCAACCUUACUAUUCAAGGAACGAGCAAUAUGGAACCUGGUGACAAAUUCUCAAUGAUAACCCUAAAUCCAGAACUAGCAGAUGCAGAGUUUAAUACCACAUAUGAAGUAACACCACAAGACAUCAUAAACGAUGAAUUUAAAGGGAAAAUUCGAGUCGACGCAAAGUUCAUAGGUAGGGUAAACUUACAAGUGGUGAGCACUGAUAAUUCAGGUGAACUCCAUAAUAUUACAAACAGUACUUUGCCAGUCGUUGUGAUCAGACCACAGAGAGUAAUUGAUACUAUAUUCACAUCAUCUGUCGCUGUUUUUGUGUCAUUGAUCUUCAUAAACUUUGGUUGUGCGAUGCACUGGCCGACUGUACGGGAUGUAAUUAAGCGCCCCGUGGGGCCAGCCAUCGGUAUGCUCGGACAGUUUCUCUUCAUGCCACUCAUGUCAUUCGGGCUCGGUUUCCUGAUCUUCCCGAACACACCGGCGCUGCGACUCGGCAUGUUCGUGACGAGCGUGGGUCCCGGCGGUGGCGCCUCCAACAUCUGGACCUUCAUCCUGGGGGGGAACCUCAACCUCUCACUCGCUAUGACCACUAUAUCAACCAUUGCUUCUUUUGCAAUGAUGCCUGCUUGGUUAUUCUCCCUGGGACAAGUUGUCUUCCGUGAUGCAAAAAUAUUGGUUCCUUAUGACCGCAUUGCGACCUUCACGGCGGGCCUGUUAAUCCCUCUGGCCAUUGGUCUUGCUAUGCAAAAGUUUACUCCCAAGAUAGCUGCGUUCAUGGUCAGGAUUCUGAAGGGAUUCUCCACCACAUUGCUGCUAUUUAUUAUCAUUUUUGCCAUAGCAACCAAUAUUUAUAUUUUCCGACUGUUCAGUUGGCAGAUUGUACUAGCUGGCAUGGGUGUGCCAUGGUUGGGUUACAGCGCGGGGUAUUUGAUAGCGCGGCUUUUCAAGCAGCCGCACCCCGACGCCCUGGCUAUAUCUAUAGAGACGGGCAUCCAGAACACUGGUAUCGCUAUCUUUUUGCUCAGAUACGCGCUUGGACAACCAGAAGCUGAUAUUACGACUGUGAUACCUGUGUCCGUGGCCAUCAUGACACCGUUCCCAAUGAUGGCAAUCUACAUCUACCAAAAGAUCAAAGCUUGUUGCAUCAACCGAGGAAAGCACAAAAAAAUGGACGAAGAGCUCACUCCCGGAGGAGAAGCACCAGAGUCCACAAUCAUCGCGCCCAUUGAUUUGCGCGGUAAAGGAUUCGAAGGUAUAGAGAACAAGAAUGCAAUGACCCCCGACGAAAAUAUUACCGAGAAAACCGGGGGCAGUGACGUGGAUGGGAGGACAGCUGACUCAAGUGAUCUUGAACGCAGUGCUCCCACCAAAGCAAUUUCUUAA